AGCUGUGGUCUUCAUCGGGGCGCUUUUGGGGGUGGGGGUUCUUCCACCUGUAGCAGCUAGAAGGAAUGUCCAUCCAACUCCAAAUGGAAAAGAAUGAUGCUUCAAGUCAUACUACAGUAGUGAACUUCUGAUGAAGUUUUGCUAGAUGAGGAGCUCAAAGUUAGAAAAGUCAUGACGAUGAUCAUCUAAAGCCGUUACGGAGCUUUUUUUGGGGGGGGUUGUUUGUUUUUUCUCACGCAUGAUGUACGGCGAUGGCGUGGUGUGACCGUGGGCUUCAGACUCUGCUGGCUAUCGUGGGUGCCUUCGCCGCCUUCAGCCUCAUGAGCAUAGCCAUUGGCACCGACUAUUGGCUGUACUCGCGGGCGUACAUCUGCAACGCCACCAACGUCAGUACGGACGAGAGUCACAUGCAAACCAGGAAAGUCAAAGGCGACCUCACGCACUCUGGGUUGUGGAGGAUCUGCUGCAUAGAAGGUAUCAACAGAGGAAGCUGUUUUCGAAUCAAUCACUUCCCAGAGGAUAACGACUAUGACACGGACAGCUCCGAGUACAUCUUACGUAUUGUGCGUGCGUCCAGUCUCUUCCCCAUCCUCAGCACCAUCCUGCUGAUGCUGGGCGGCUUGUGUGUUGGCGUUGGACGCAUCUACAGUCGGAAGAACAACAUCCUGCUCAGUGCUGGCAUUCUCUUUGUGGCUGCAGGCCUAAGCAACAUCAUCGGCAUCAUCGUUUACAUCUCCAGUAACGCCGGUGAUCCGAGUGACAAGAAAGAUGAGGACAAGAAGAACCAGUACAACUAUGGCUGGUCCUUCUACUUUGGCGCCCUCUCCUUCAUCGUGGCAGAAUCUGUGGGGGUCCUCGCUGUUAACAUAUAUAUUGAGAAAAACAAAGAGACGCGCUGCCGAGCCAAGCGCAACUUCAUCAAAUCCACAGCCUCGUCUUCGCCUUACAUCCGUAUCCCAAGUUACCACCACAGACGGAGGCGCUCACGGUCCAGCUCAAGGUCGUCGGACCCGUCGCGUGAGCCCUCCCCAGGAGGGGCAAAAUUGGGGAGAGGAAGGGUUGGGGAGGAACGGCUGGGGAUGGGCUUGCAGGUGGGAGACAUAUCCCUGUAUUCCAUGAGCAGGGACCCUUUGAAGGGAGAAAGGCACUACAGUCCUGAGAGGGACUUUUUACAAGUCCACAACUGCUUCCAGAAAGAUGUGCAAGAUGGCAGCAACAGGAAGACCACACCCGUUUGAGUCUUGUUGUACUUUGUAAGCAGUUUCUCUCUUGAAGUUGGGCAUACACUGUACUGAAUUUAGUGUGAAGUACUCACACUGAACGGACUGGACCAGCUGAGUGACACGAAAUGUCACACUGUACCUUUGUGUUGCUGCUUUUCCUCUUAAAUCCUGUAGAUGGCAGUAGUGCACAUUGUUGCCCAACAUUACCGAUUCUCAAACCACUGACACUGAAGAGGAUAUUUUCGCCACCUGCGGACUCAAAAUGCUAACCACAAACAACUUGCUUUCCCUGAUUAUCUGUGCCUUGAUCUGUACCGAAAACUCAAAGAAAAAGGCAUACAGUAUGUGCAUACAGACACGCAACACCAUUGAUUAUUUAUGCACUGGUGAAAAAUUUUGCACCAACAUAGCGAAGGGUAGAAGCUUGAAAUUUGGGAAAUCUAAUCAUAACUGUAGAAAUUUGUCAUCUUAUGCCGAUUAAAUUACUGAUAAUCUUCCUCUUUCUCAUGCUUAAAACAUUGCACGAAUAACAUUGGCGGUAAAGACUUAAAUCUAAGUGUAGAUAGGUCAGAGUUUGAUCAAUGGUUUGCUUGCACCAUCAUUUGACAUUUGAAUUAUUUCACUGCCAUUUACAAAAAUAGGAUAGUGUUAUUAUUUCAAUAACCGACGGGCUGAAAUUGCUGCUCUUAUUUCUUUGCUCUUGUUUGAUGGAAGAAUUCAGUGGUGCCUUGUUUUUUGUUAUUAAUCCGUUCCAAAGGGUCCCUCUAAAACCGAAUCGUAUGAAAACUGAAAAAUUUUUUCCAUAGGAAACAAUGUAAAUCCAAAUGAAUUGGUUCCAGACACCCAAAAAUGUUUACACAAAACAUUUUUUGAUAUAGAACAAUAACAUUUUAAUAUGGAAUAUUAGUUUUACAUGCAGAAAUCUAUACGAACUACACCUUGAUUAAAGGCUCUUGUUGACAAGGGCCAGGGAGGUACGAGGGGAGGAAAUAGCCACACAAGCAACACCUUCGUACUUUGCUACGAGUUAUUUCUUGAAUUCAAUAGUGUUUCUUAACUCAUUUUUCUUUGGCUCCAUGGUGGAUUAUUUAACAGCCAUACUCAAUAAAUAAAGCAGAGACUUGUGGUGCAACUGUCUUACUUAGCAAAGAACUAGUCAACCACUGAUGAUGUCAAAGAUGGGUAACGGAACUCGGGGCAGAAACUUCGGGGUGGGAGUUGAGAGCAUUCUAACAGACACAUUUUGUAAAAAAGACUUUACAAACACAGUUGGACUUACGCAGUUUAUACUUGACAAGACUGCCAAACAUUUUCGUCAAAUGCCAUUAUACCAUCAUACAAUAACUGCCGUUUGAAAACCAAGGCUCCACUGUAUAUAACAUAACUGAGGCAAAUGUAUCUCCAAAGUGGUUGCGAGAGUUUACAAGAAUCUCUUUGAUCUAAUCUAGGAUGUGUGUCUGCAUACCUUCAUCCAGCUGGUGCUAUACCUCUUCAGAUAUUUCCCCACCUACAAGAAACUGUACAAAGAUUAUAUGUACAAUAAAACAGCUCUCCUACAUUUCAAAAAUGCUGUUUGCCAUUUCAAAGCAGUUACUGCAUACUGUAUUAUUUCCAUGCUACCCCCAAAUUUGCGUUUCUGUACAAAGUCCUACUAAAAUCUUGUGAGCUCUUGUUAGUCAGCGUGAAAUGUGCGUAACAGCUCUGAAACACUGCCACUUGGACACAUCUAAAAUGUGUGUCACCUGUAAAUAAGAGGUUCCAAACAAAACAUGUCACAACAUUUCAGGGUGUAAUGUGUCCUGUAUGUGCUUAUGCAGCUCAGCUUAAAUAUUUGUGUUGUUUGCUCAGGGAUGUUGUAGGGGACAAAUUAUAGUUUACCGCUGUCCAAGGAAAAACAAGUAUCUUCAAAUUUUGUGAGGGUUUUUUGGUUUUUAUGUGGAAAACAUUUCUUGGGGAAGCAUGAAGGUGCACGUGGUUACAACGUGUUAGUUCCAUGUCUUCCCUGUGUUUGUGUAGGUUUUCUGUGAGGACUCUGCAUUAUUUAAAUGCAUUUGUAAAAAUAAAGGCUUUACCCAGAAUAGACGCCUUGUACUCUACGGAUGAUUAAAUGAAUGCCUUUGUUUGUUUUGGUUUUGUCACUUAAACCAGACUGUUACAAUGGUGUGUACAAUAUUAACAGAACUCUUGAUUAUGAAAUCUCUGCCUUUGUGCCAUGAGUGUUUUUUUCAUGUGUGUUGUGUACUUUUAUGCCGCUAGCUCAACAAUCAUAUUGCAUGGUGGGUGUUUGAAAUUUGCGUAUUUACGUCCGCAUUCGCCUUUUUCAGACGUUUUUACUCAAAUACAGUGCUGUCAUAAAUUUAGCAAAAGAUGUUUGUAUUUAUAGUUCAUUAGUGGUGUAAUACAAAUAAAAGGGAUUCAUUUUAACAUACACAAUGCUUCUAGAGGUUGUGUUUGGGUAAUGAUGCAGUGCUACGAGGCUGUGUGACAGUCGGCCGAGCAUGAGGUGUUAAAGUGAAAGUGCACGAGCCAGCUGAGUGCUCAACUGAACUACUGGGCUGCUGAAUGUGUGCUCUCCCAUACCUCCCAUGUCUCGUCACAUGAGCUCAAGCAAAGCGGGUGUUGUUUGUGUGCAAUGACUCAUUUCUGCUACCGUGCACACUUGACUUAGCUUGAUGGUUCGAAAUAUUUUGCCCAGUCUGGGAUCGCUUUAGCUCGACCUCAUUGACAAGUAUCAUGGUGGUUGCUUGUGAGUCUUUUGCACCUUGAAUUACAAUGGACUUAUUUUGAGUGUGCAUGUGUGUGUGCAUGUACGCCAAACUGGUCUUAUGACCUUGUUUGCCCCCUGCAGCUCUGUCCUCUGUCAAUCAGUCAAAGCUGUUGGGCUCAGCAAUGUCUACAGCCAUGGAUCUACUCUGAUAUUUUC
Dunckerocampus dactyliophorus (ringed pipefish) is the source of this 4146-nucleotide messenger RNA. RefSeq names its product voltage-dependent calcium channel gamma-4 subunit-like. Gene Ontology annotation, biological process: calcium ion transmembrane transport; positive regulation of synaptic transmission, glutamatergic; transmission of nerve impulse. Gene Ontology annotation, cellular component: voltage-gated calcium channel complex; postsynaptic density membrane; AMPA glutamate receptor complex. The transcript is spliced from 4 exons. Gene Ontology annotation, molecular function: voltage-gated calcium channel activity; channel regulator activity. NCBI's taxonomy places the organism in Eukaryota, Metazoa, Chordata, Actinopteri, Syngnathiformes, Syngnathidae. The record is from RefSeq and is a predicted model, not a curated record. The coding region runs from base 252 to 1238 and encodes 328 amino acids.